This is a messenger RNA of Corylus avellana, 598 nucleotides long. It is a transcript of the gene CASP5, whose product is annotated as casparian strip membrane protein 6. NCBI's taxonomy places the organism in Eukaryota, Viridiplantae, Streptophyta, Magnoliopsida, Fagales, Betulaceae. The record is from RefSeq and is a predicted model, not a curated record.
CUCAAAUUCCUUGGAAAGUUGUAGACCUUUCCAAGCAAAAAUGAAGGCAGAUGCAAUUGAGCUUGGUGUGGGGAAGAGUUCUCCCAAAAGGGGUGGCUUGAACAGAGGGGUGUCCAUCCUUGACUUCAUUAUAAGAAUAGUUGCAAUUCCUGGUACCAUCGGGAGUGCCAUAGCCAUGGCAACAACUAAUGAAACACUUCCUUUUGUCACACGGUUCGUUCGAUUCAGGGCUGAGUACAAUGAUCUGCCAAUGUUUACGUUUUUUGUGGUUGCGAAUUCCAUUGUAUCCGCCUAUCUCCUACUUUCUCUCCCUCUUUCUAUCUUCCACAUUCUGAGGAGCAGUGCGGAAAGAAGUAGGAUUCUCUUCAUUUUCCUUGACACGGCAAUGCUAGGCCUUUUGACGGCGGGAGCUUCUGCAGCAGCAUCUAUCGUGUACUUGGCGCACAAGGGGAAUGCAAAGGCAAAUUGGUUAGCCAUCUGUCAACAGUUCAACUCCUUUUGCGAGCGCACUUCUGGCUCUUUGAUUGGAUCCUUUCUAGGCGUUGUUGCGUUUAUACUCCUAAUCCUCUUAUCAGCUGUGGCCCUUUCUCGACGUUGA